AUGGCUUUGGGUGCUUUUGCUGCAGGUUGGAUAGAGGUUUUGUGCUGGAUUCUUACUGGGGAAAGGCAGACUGCUGUCAUUAGGUCAAAGUAUGUCCAAGUAUUACUUAACCAGGACAUGAGCUUUUUUGAUUCAUAUGGGAACAACGGGGACAUUGUGAGCCAAGUUUUAAGCGAUGUGCUAAUCAUUCAGUCCGCUCUUAGUGAAAAAGUUGGGAAUUAUAUUCACAACAUGUCAACAUUUUUCAGUGGACUUGUCAUUGGAUUUGCCAGCUGUUGGCAGAUUGCCCUAAUAACACUAGCCACUGGUCCAUUCAUUCUUGCUGGAGGGGGAAUGUCGAAUAUUUUUCUCCACAGACUUGCAGACAGCAUUCAAGAUGCUUAUGCUGAGGCAGCAAGCACUGCUGAGCAGGCACUUUCUUGCAUUAGGACAGUAUAUGCAUUCACGAAUGAUACAUUGGCCAAGUAUUCUUAUGCAACUUCUCUUCAGGCAACAUUGAGAUAUGGUAUAUUAAUAAGCCUUGUGCAAGGGCUUGGUCUUGGGUUCACGUAUGGACUUGCAAUAUUUUCAUGUGCCUUACAACUUUGGGUUGGAAGGUUCCUAGUUUCACGCGGAAAAGCCAGUGGUGGUGAAAUAAUCGUAGCUCUUUUUGCUAUAAUUUUAAGUGGCCUGUAA
Molecule: messenger RNA, 675 nt
Organism: Ilex paraguariensis (yerba mate)
Lineage: Eukaryota; Viridiplantae; Streptophyta; Magnoliopsida; Aquifoliales; Aquifoliaceae
Source: the annotation of a GenBank genome assembly